AUGAAUUCAUUUCCAAUAGUGCAAUCGGUGGACCAAAAUUUAUCAUGCAAGGCAGUAGGAAUAAGUGAAAUGCUAGACUCUCAACAGAAUGAUAGGAAAGUGGCACAAUCAAAGAACUUAAAAUUCGCAUUCAAACAGGCUGGCCCAAAAAAAGUGUUCCAUUGCGAGAAGCAGAGUGAUUUCCAAUCCCAAGAUACCUGUGCCAGUGAGGAAGUGCUGGAAGAAUCACACGAGAAGAGCAAUUUGGAACUUGAGGAUAUUUACGAGGAAGUAUUUCGCUUAAAGCGGCGCAUUGGUCGACUUAAUUAUCAACUUGGUACCAAUAUACUGGAAUGCCCAAACAUAGAUCUCUGCCAGGGUGAUCAAAUAUUUUUAACGAAUUCGGCGAAAAUUCACCCUGAUAUUCUUCAGAUAAAGAUUGCGAGCCAUAAACUAGAGCAGCAACUGACUCAGAUGCAAUCCGUCACAAAAUCAUCAAGUCUGGCCAAACAAAUGGCACGGAAUGACUAUUGCAGAAUCCAGAAGUUAGGUGAUCAGUUGCACAUUGGCAUUCAGAAACUAGAAUCCUUUAAGCUCAAAUUCGAAAAGCAUCAAGGACUAUGUCUUCAACGGUUUAGGUUCUUAAACGAAAAUAAGUUUAGUGGCAGGGAGUUCAAAGAAUAUAUAGAAAAAAGUAAUGAAAUGAUAAGAACUCACCUCAACAAGCAGAUAUUAAAAAAUGAAUAUAUACCUUUUCGAAAGGAAGCUGCCAAAGUGACAAUUUCUUUAAAAAAGUCCGCUGAAAAUUUGCAAGAUCACCUCUCAAACGUGAUAAAUAACAAAAAACACGAAAUGUUCCAGAACCUAAAAAAUUCCAGUGUAUCCAUUCGUUCAGACCUUUAAUAUUUAUAUGUUUUUUCGAACAUCAUUUUGGUUUACUUCAAGGCGGCAGCACCAGGCAUCUGUGCAUAUCAUUAAGCCUCCCAAGCUCUUGUAUCACCGGCGCACAGAGCUACUUAGUUCAUCGACAAUAAACCCACAAAGCCCUCUUUAAAUUGUUCAAUUUGUCAGGAUCCACGGGCCGGCCCUCCAUAUGCGAGUUCCUUGAUUAUGCUGGUCAUCGGAGGAGUCGAAUCCACGUGGCGGCAUCUGCCACAAAUGGUGGUACUCAACUGUACAUUGACUAGGAAGGGCAUGUAUUUUCUUACAAGCAUCCUGUAGGCCAACAAGGGAAAAUAAUAUAAAAAGUGUUCUUAUUUCUAUAUAUAUAUUUUUUGUACGCUACUGAUAUAUGUAAGAAAUGGUAAAUA
This is a messenger RNA of Drosophila teissieri, 1289 nucleotides long. RefSeq lists its product as uncharacterized. NCBI's taxonomy places the organism in Eukaryota, Metazoa, Arthropoda, Insecta, Diptera, Drosophilidae. The record is from RefSeq and is a predicted model, not a curated record.